GAAGCCGUCAGCGAGGUCCUGAUUUGUGUGCACGGCGCGUUUCCCAGCCGGCCCAGAUUCGCCGCGCUGCCAAGAGGGGUUUUUCUCCUGAGAUCUGGGCGAGGGCUUCUGGCCUCUUUGUCCCCCGACGGCCAGUGCGGGUCCGUGGGUGCCAGCGCGUGCGGGCGUGCAGGGUGUGCGUGUAGCUUAGCCGGCUGCUGGGACCCUCGUGUCGGCCCCGCCGCCGCUGCCCAGCCAGCAGGGAGACGCGCCUGCAGCCAGAGAUGGAGCAGACCGAGGUGCUCAAGCCCAAGACCCUCGCGGAUCUCAUCCGCAUCCUCCAUCAGCUCUUCGCGAGCGAGGAGAUCAAUGUGGAGGAGGUGCAGGCCGUCAUGGAAGCUUAUGAGAGCGACCCCGCCGAGUGGGCAAAGUACGCCAAGUUCGACCAGUACAGAUAUACCCGAAACCUUGUGGAUCAAGGAAAUGGAAAAUUUAACCUUAUGAUUCUGUGUUGGGGUGAAGGACAUGGCAGCAGUAUCCAUGAUCACACCGACUCCCACUGCUUCCUGAAGAUGCUCCAGGGAAAUCUAAAGGAGACAUUGUUUGCCUGGCCUGACAAAAAACCCAAUGAGAUGAUCAAGAAAUCAGAACGAGUCUUGAGGGAAAACCAGUGUGCCUACAUCAACGAUUCUAUUGGCUUACACCGGGUAGAAAAUAUCAGUCAUACAGAACCUGCCGUGAGCCUUCACUUGUACAGUCCGCCUUUUGAUACGUGUCAUGCCUUUGAUCAAAGAACAGGACAUAAAAAUAAAGUCGCCAUGACUUUCCACAGCAAAUUUGGAACAAGGACUCCAUUUACAACUUCAGGAUCCCUAGAGAACAACUGAAUAUACCUGAAACGCUUUGAGAUUUCACUCUAAUGUUCCGCUGAAGGUUUUGCUGUGAACAAGGCCUGUCGCCAUUUGCUCUCUAGUAAUACACUACACUUAAACGCCACUACUUAGAUAUGCUACAAGGCAGAGGCUAAUUCUAAGGCAUUAAAUAAGCAGAUAGUGCCCUGAGCUAUUACUGCAGAAAAUUUUCAUUAAAUACCAAAAAAAAAGAAAAAAAGAAGAAAAAAAGCGGGAGGGGACUUGUAAUUUUAAGGGCCAAAUCAAGUGUUCUCUUAGUUCCAUCCUCAGACCUAUUGGAACCAUACUGAGAAUGCCAACGAGAAGGUUUUUUUGUUUGUUUGUUUUUGGGUUUUUUUUAAAUAUGUGUAUUUGAAUAGCUUUUGAAAAAUUCUUUGGCCUCUGAACCAUGAUUAGCUAUAAAUAAAACCCAGAAACCACACACAUCAAAGCCUGCCAUAUUACUUGGAGGACUAAAAAUAGAUGUCUUUAAUACUCUUUUUAGCUUAUUAAUAUUUGAAGAUAAUAACUUUCUCAAUCUGUGGAUUUUGUUUUUCUCAUCUUGUUUUACAAAUUUCUGUGCUAUAAAUAAUAGACAAUUGUGGAUCAACUUAAGGCACAUUGCCAUUUGGUAAUGAAAUGAAGGGCAGAGGAUUUAGAAAAGUUCAGGUACUUUUCUAACCCACAGCAAACCAAAACCAGAAACUCAUGUCAGAGGUGUCCAGUGGUCUUUGCUAAAGACUUUGUACUGCUACCAAAAUUGCUGACAAAUUUUAAUAAAAUUGGAGUUGAAUACA
Molecule: messenger RNA, 1666 nt
Organism: Sorex fumeus (smoky shrew)
Lineage: Eukaryota; Metazoa; Chordata; Mammalia; Eulipotyphla; Soricidae
Gene: CDO1
Product: cysteine dioxygenase type 1
Exons: 5
Coding region: 264-866 (200 amino acids)
Biological process (GO): L-cysteine catabolic process
Molecular function (GO): ferrous iron binding; cysteine dioxygenase activity
Source: RefSeq, a predicted model, not a curated record